Messenger RNA from Diorhabda sublineata, 6684 nucleotides. RefSeq lists its product as uncharacterized. The record is from RefSeq and is a predicted model, not a curated record. Lineage: Eukaryota; Metazoa; Arthropoda; Insecta; Coleoptera; Chrysomelidae. Bases 357 to 1616 code for a protein of 419 amino acids. The transcript is spliced from 8 exons.
GUAGUUGUGAUUUCGCCGCCGUUGAAUGACGGCGCAUCAACGCUGUUCGACUUAAAGCGACGUUUCUCAUAAAUACUCUCAGAAUUAAUUUCGCGAUUUCGUGAAUUCGUUUUCAUUUGGAUCUAUUUGGUUUUGACAAAUUUGAUUUUGGGAAGUUUUAAGCUGUGAAUUUGAUCAAACUUUUUUGUGGUAAUUUGAAAAGAAAACAUAUUGAAGCCAAAGAAAAAAAAUGAACUCACCAAUUCUUAUAUUCCAAACGACGUAGAAAACCAAUAACAGGAAUGCUUUAAAUUUCAAAUCUAACUUCUUAAACUCUGGACGAGAGGAAGACAAACAAAUAAAAAGAGUCGAUAGAAAUGCCUCCAACAAAACUCAUCCCAUCGAUUGUUUUAACUCUCACGAGCUGCACAGUUUUUUGUUCUCCGUUAGAUACGACUGAAAGUACGCAGAGAGAAGUGAGUAUCGAGGAGCAUGCUACCUCUUGUGAAAUAGUUUUCCGAGGUAACACUUUUCUACGAGAGAAUGACUUUUUAAGAAGAUCCAGAGAAGAGCAAAUGAUGACCUACUUUCGCGUUGUAAAUACUUAUAAGGGAGCGGAUGCUAUCGACGAUUUGAUUGCGAAUAAUAUGGGCUGUAUAAAUGUGACUCUACCGCGUUUGGAUAACUACAAAAGCAACCUUAAGAUUCCAAAAGAGUAUAUAAUUUUCUGUAAUUUGGAAAAUGGAGAGGUGAACGCUGUCGUUAUAGUGGAAUGGACAGAAAAUAAUGAUCUUCGAGUUUGGAGUGCCUUGGGUUGGAGUAGCUGGGGAGAAUGGUUAUCCUGUAGUGUCAGCUGUGGCGGAGGUAUCCAACAAAGGUCGAGGCGUUGCAGAAGAAAAAAUUGUCAUGGAUUUAAUGUAGAACAACGUCAUUGCAAUAUUUUCAGUUGCGAGAACAUCAUCAACCCGCUAUCCAAGGAUAGAAAUGGCAGAGAAGGACAUAAAUCUUUUCACCCUCCUAUGGAAAAAUGGGAAAGGGUUCCCGACCGACUGUCUGCCUGGCGUUUACAUCCAGAUUCUUACAUUUGGCUGCCCGCCAAGGAAAUUUUUCAACAAAAUGGAAAUCAAGCUUUCCCGAAAGACUUUUCGGUUUUACUCACCGUCAGGAUAAUUAAUUGCUCUUUAGGAACGAUCUUCAGUGUGCGUAGCCGCAGUCGACAGGACACUUAUCUGUCCUUAGAACUGACGUCACAGACGACGUCGUUGGAUUCUGUGGAAUCGGAAAAAUCUGGAGAAUUGAAGUUGAUCCACGCGUCGUCGUUGAACGGCACCGACGUCGUCAGAAUUCCUGCGAAUCUCGACGACGGUCAUUGGCACCAACUAGCUUUGAGUAUUCGAAACGAAAGCGUUAUAGAAGUUUACGUGGAUUGUGUUUGGUUGAAAACCGAAAUUUUAAGAUUCCACUCACUUCAUCUGCCGGACGAUUCCGAUCUCAUAAUAGGAUAUUUAUUUACGGGAGAUUUGGAGCAGCUAUCAAUAUUACCAGAUCCGAAGGCAGCUAAACUCCAAUGCGAAGACAUCAGAAUUCCUAUAACUGAUUUUCAAGAAAUAUUCAACAGAUUCAGCAGCAAAAAUUGAAAAUAUCUAACAAGUAUAUUGUAAUUUCUAUAAUAUUAUCAGUUGUCAUUUAUUAUAACUGUUAUAGAUUUUAUUUUAUAUGAUUUAAAUAUGAUUUAAAUUCAUUUUCAAUUUGGUUUAACAAUUAUUAAAUGUUAACAAAUACAUCAACUGAAUUUCAAUGUAAAAAAUUUGAUAGUAGGGGUGAAUAAUUUUAUAAAUUCUCUAAAUUUUUUAUAAAGAAUCUAAAUUGUUUGAGACAAUAUUAUAUUCGUGAUCAUUAACUGCACUAACAUCAUUUUCAACUGAACAAGAGAAAAAGCAAGUAAGAGGGUGAAAUAUACAAAGCAGUAUAAGAAAAUAUGUUAUGCUACAUAUCAAGUAUGUAUUUAUUAAAAACAAACAAAGAAGACAAAGGGAAAUGAGAGGCAUACAUGUCAAUUACUAUCAAUGACUAAAUUUUGUGUCUGAGAAGUGAUUUAAAAAUUCCCAACUUUAUGUUAUACUGCCAAGUGAUACAUAAAAACCUUCUUAACUAAGUUGGAAAUCCUAGAAAAUAUUUGUAGAUAUUCAUAUUAAACACGAUGUGGUUACCACCACUACAACAAUUUUCACAAUUACAGUCUGACGAGCGUUUCGAUAACCAAGUUAUCGUCUUCAGAAACUUGGUUUAUCUUCAGUCUCUGACGACGAUAACUUGAUCAUCUUCUUGUUUGUACAUAAGUCGCAAAAUAUAGUUGUCAUAAAAUUACGGCAGAUGGUGUAAACUAAAAAUUAUAUGUCGUAGAGGAAUCAAAGUGUUCUAAUUCCAUAGUUGUUUUUUUGUUUGUAGAAACGAUACAAUGAAAACAAGUGAGAGAAGAUUUAUACGAGACGUGUUUCUUCUAUGAACUAAAUAGUGUUUUUUCAUAGUCUUCAUUCUCAUUUCGUAUCGCUUCUCAUACGAAUUUCGUGAAGUAACGAACUUUUGUCAACAAAACCUUUUAACGCAAUGGGGGAGAGGUGAAUAUCUGCUUUAAUUUAACAGAAGGAAGGAAAAAUAUACUAAGGCAACAGUUUUCUUCAGAAAACAAGCACGUGACGGGAAGAGCUAAAAAAUCUCAUAAAAUUGAAUAAGGAAAUCAGAAGUUCUUCCACAGUAAUAUGACAAUAACAUUAUAUUUAAUAUUUUUAGAUCCAUUGCAUCUAUUCUUUAUCAGUUGCAAACUAAGACAUUAAAAAUGAUUAACAAAAGUGUUUCGGACUCAGGAUUUUCUCCUUCCUUUCAAACGUUUCUUUCGAACGUUGUUCAUUUGAAUUGUUAUAAUAGGCUUGGUAGGGCCUUAAAAAUUUCAGAUUUGAAUUCAUUCUAGCUCUUAGGCCCACUCUUUUGAAACUGCCAGUCAUAUAGCUUUGUGUUUCGUUGAAGAUUGCAGAUACAACUAAAGUUUUCUCAUGUGAUAUCACUUUCUCAGUAUUACUAUUCCAAACCUCCAACUGUUUAAAUGACACUAUUUUCACUUCAAGGAAAAACAAACCUCCACAUUAUGUAUGCAAGUGUUUUCACAAUGCUGCAGGGUUUUCAAAUUCCAAAAUUUUUGUUUCUAUCGAUGGGAUUACAUUAGUUUGGAGUGACAUAGACAGAUGAAUCCAAAACGGACCUAUUGGCUAUGGAAGGAAUAAAGCAAAAGUUAAUAAAGUACACAUUUGCCUAGAAAUUGCAGUGGCCUCAUUGAAAUUGCAUUUAAUGAGCUGGCUAGAUAAUCAGCGGUGCAGAUACUCGAGAUUCCUCUGCAUAGGAAACUCACGAGCAAUAAAAUCGUCGACCACCUUGAACAAACGUGAAACUAAUGGAUAUACUACAAAUAUAACAAAUAUUCAUGAUUGCAUAUGAAUUUUUUAUUUUAAAAAUAUUCUUAUGCUCAAUACAAUUCAGUUGUAUGAAAACGUUGAUUUCGCAAUUAUUUUUGAUUUACGGGAAUAAGAAGUCAUUGGGUGUCAGACAAGGACUAUACGGCGGAUGACUCAUCAAUUCAAUGUUUUUAUUGUUCAAAAACGUUUUUGUUUGAACUGAUAUGUAAGGAAUUGAUAAUGAUUCAUCUUCUGAGAUUGAUUUUCGACGCUGCUACUCUAAUCGAUCAGUGGCUACAAGUCCGGUUAUUCCUAAAGCACAGGCGACCAUUUCCUUCGAAGUGCUUCGUGCGCGAACAACUUUUGUUGGAUUCGGCUCGUCAUGGAAAACCCAUACAGUUAAUUGAUGAUAGUUUCGGGCUCCUAUGCAUUGACCCAUGAUUCGUUGCGUGUUACGACUUCGUUACGACUUCAUGGACGUUUUUUGAAGCAAUGCGAUAGAAUUUUCCAAUUUUUUGUAUUAGUCGACACGAGCUUUUUUGACCGAUUUUUAAAUUAUGCAGUAUCCAACGAGAACAAAUAUUUUUGUCAGCCUCAAUCUACUAGUAUGUGACGAUCUUGCAAUAUUAAUUUACGCACAGCUUGGAUGUAUUCUGACAUAGCAGCCAAUUUGGGGCGACCUUCAUGAAAUUCAUCCUGUAAUGAAGUGCGACCACGAUUUAAUUGGGAAAUGUAUCGAAACAUGAUGUUUCAAUAGUAUAUAUGACAACAUUCUUAAGACUUUCACCGUUAAAAUUGUCAAACUUUAUGAUGACAAUGUGAGAUUCGACAUAUUCAGUGCUGCUGUAUUUCAAAACUUCAGUAAUAUAUUGGUCACUGUUUCUGCUUAAGAAAAAUUUGGGAUAUUAUUGAAGUAUUUAACUGUACGAACAGCGAUAUCGAUAUUUUAUUACUAGAAAUGAGGCACUACUUCCAAUAUUUUUGAAGAAUAAUUAUUAUUUUAUUUUAACAGAAAAACAGUAUUUAUUUUAGAAAAUAACAGUUGACUAGAUACUGAAGUUGCCACGAUAGGCAAUUCGUUCAAAAUUAAAUUAUGAUAAUUAGGAUAAUAACCUCUUCAUGUCAUCCCACAUAUACAACGUAUUCAUUUUUGUAGAAGUAACAUUAUUAUGGCCUAUUUCUGUUUAGUCAAAAGGAGGCGAGCAAAAACUCAGUUUCGUUUUGCGCGCCUUUGAAUUUCAUAGCAACCGAAACACCAAAUAGAAAAAUCUACGCAUGUGAUUGAGAGAGAUAUAUAUUUAUGUGUGUUCAUAAAGAACGAUGUUACAUGGAUAUUUCAGAAGAAAUAGUAGCGAAUAAUUUUGGGAGAUAUUAGGAAACGUGAGGAUGUCGAUCUUGAAGAAGUAAUGACAUUUCUAAAAAGUGCAUAUGACUGAGCAGUUGCGGCUGAAGUUCAUCAGCAAUAGAUAAAAAGAUGUAAGUUGUUGCAUGUGGAUAUUUACGACGAGUCAUGCUUAGAUGGAACAGGUUAGAGGUGAAAAUGAAAGGGUUGUUAUUUCACGAAGAAUAGUUCCAAAGUAGGAGGUAGGUAGGUAGGAAAGGUUGUGCUCACCCUUUGAAAUUGUUGUAGUAUACAAGUUAUCGAAUAAUGCUGUUAUUUUCAGUGAGUUUGGGUUCUUCGUUGAGGAAUGAUGAAGUCCAAAGUUGACAAAAUGUUCAGUUUAUUGAUUAUAGUUUCAAAAUGUACCUGUUCAUUUUUCACAAAAAAUCAGUAUCUAACUUUCACAAUUUCAAUAAGAGAAAUAUUCAAGACUUCAUACGAAAGAAACUUAUUUGUUUGUUUACAAUUCUUACAAUUCUGUGGAAGAAAAUCAAUAAACAAAGGUUUGGCAUGUGGCCACCAGAUUUGAAUACAAAAAUAAAGUUUUAUUUGAUACGAAAUGAACAUACCUUUUGAAUCGUUUGACAAUACUUAUUUUGAUUAAAAAAACAUUUCUUGAGAUUACAAACUGGAGCACGUUUCAUGUCGCGUGAACAUAUCAAAAAGUGCUUAUCGUCUGCCAACUAACUAAAUGAAAAAUUAACAUGAACAUGUUUACCAACUUUGACUCUGUAUAAACCAAAAUAAUGUGAUGUUAUGAUAGGGUCAAGAUUGGGAUAGGUCGGGUCAGCUGUCAAUUUGAUCAAUUCUCAACAGAUAAUAUGAAAUUGUUAUGGCUGUGUUUGAAAAAAUUGGAAACGAGUUAAGAAGAGAACAAAGAAAAUUUGAUAGAUUAAAUUCAAAAAUAACAGAAAAUUAUGUAAACGUUGAAUCGAUAAAAUGUUUUGAAAUAAUUCUUCAUUAUUUGUACAAAAAUGAUAGAUUUUCCAUAAUUUUCUCAUAUAUCCAUUAUUUUCAAUUGUAUAUUAUAAGAAAUUUAGAUAAACACAACAUUAUAUAUACAGGGUGCUUCUAUAUCCACGCGACAAAAUUUAGGAGGUGAUGAUAAAAUUAGGUUUUUAUUUUUUUCCUAGAAUUUCAGUUAGAAACUUGAAAUUCUGCACUCACAAACGACGUACUACGGGUAUUUUUUCAAUAUUUCUGUUACGUUAUUAUAAAUUGAAAUUCUUGUUUUAUCUAAGAAUAUUUUUUAUUCCUGAAUUUUUUUCUAAGACCAAUUAACGCCAUAAUUUAUAAUAUUUCCAAUAAAUUGAGUGGAAAACAGAUUUAACAUGUAAUACGAUUCAUAAUAAAUACUGGAAAUAAAGACCUCUAGCUAACAUAUAUGUACGUAGCUUACGUUUCAUGGAUUGCUGUACACGUUUAUAAAGAAAAAAAGAAAUUUCAGUCACCACAUUCUAAGGGUUAUAUCCCGCAAAGGAAUAUGCUGAAAAAAAUUUGUUAUAGGAAGAACAUCUUAGUUCAAUUCGAGCAAUUACCUCUUGAAUAUUGUGCAUGAAUUUAAAAACACUCUGGAUAAGUUGAACAUUAUUUAUUUCUAAUAUAAAAUAUUUUAGUUCUCACACAAAUAAUUACGACAAUAAAUGAAAUAUUAUUGGGACGAAUGAUUAAUGAUGUGCUGGAAAGGUUUGAAAAAAUAGUCACGAUUUUAAUUAACAAAAAAAAUACUUUCCGAGCCACGUAUCUUUAUAAAUUGCGAUAGUCAUGGGUAUAUUAUAGUAAAAUAAUAGUUAUACAAAUAUUUUGUAAUGGUUUAAGAAAUAGAUUAUUGUAUAAUAAAUUAUAUGUAACUUUUAACAAUUGAAAUAUAAUUUUAUC